GAGAGGUCGAUUAGCUGUUGGCGAUAGAAGAAAGAUAAGCGAAAACCGCCCCACUCUGAGAAAUGAGAAUACCUAUAAACACAAACCCUCCUUCUUAACUAGCAUCAAUUUGCCUCUCAUUUCAAUCUAGCAUGGACGACGACACCAACCGCAACCGCAACCGCAACCUAUCCCCUAAAUCCACCGCCACCGACCAGAUCGACGGCGAUCCUGCAGUUUGGGCGGCCUUCUCCCAGAAUUUCCGGCAGGUCCAGUCGGUGCUCGACCGCAACCGCCUGCUCAUCCAGCAAGUCAACGACAACCACCAGUCCAAACUCCACGAUAAUCUCAUCCAGAACGUCUCUCUCAUUCAGGAAAUCAACGGUAAUAUUUCCCAGGUCGUCUCCAUGUAUUCCGAUCUCUCCUCCAAUUUCUCCACCGCCUGCCACCACCACCGCUCUGCCGCCAACACAAACUCCUCCGACAAGCGCUGAUUCUCUACUCAAUAACUAUAUUUUACUUCCCAUUUUUUGUUUGUGUUUCGCUUCGAAUCUGGUGUGCACUACUUCUUUCCAAUAAAAUUCCUAAUUGCUCUUCACUAUUUGUAAUUAUGUACACCUUUUGUCUACAAAAUUUUCAUAUGAAUUUAAAUACAAUCGCUCCACUAUA
Molecule: messenger RNA, 648 nt
Organism: Salvia splendens (bonfire salvia)
Lineage: Eukaryota; Viridiplantae; Streptophyta; Magnoliopsida; Lamiales; Lamiaceae
Product: protein EARLY FLOWERING 4
Exons: 1
Coding region: 132-473 (113 amino acids)
Biological process (GO): entrainment of circadian clock; positive regulation of circadian rhythm
Cellular component (GO): nucleus
Source: RefSeq, a predicted model, not a curated record